Molecule: messenger RNA, 7517 nt
Organism: Trichosurus vulpecula (common brushtail)
Lineage: Eukaryota; Metazoa; Chordata; Mammalia; Diprotodontia; Phalangeridae
Gene: CNTRL
Product: centriolin
Exons: 44
Coding region: 91-7119 (2342 amino acids)
Molecular function (GO): protein binding
Source: RefSeq, a predicted model, not a curated record
GAAACUCCCCAGGCAGGGAUUCCCCUCGGUUUGUCCUGCCCUGGUCAGGCCGUGUAGUGCUUUGACUGGACUAUUAACCAUAUUCUUGCAAUGAAGAAAGGUUCCCAUCAAGAAUCACCACCAAGAACAAAAAUGACACCAUCUCGCUCACCUAGUCCAGCAUCUCAGUUGUCCAGUACGAGAUCUAGGUCACUUUCACCUUACACCAGACUUGAGGCUCCUACUUUUCAUACUAGAGGACAGUGGUUUGAGCCAAAUGGCAUCAUGGGAGAAGGUGAUUUGUUUCUUGACUACCAGGAUGAUAAAGAUGAUCCUACUCCUGGAGUAAGGUAUAUUACAGAGGCCCUUAUUAAAAAGCUUAGCAAACAAGAAAAUUUGACAUUAGUUAAAUCUUUGAAUCUUUCCCUUUCGAAGUAUGGUGGCAAGAAAUUUAAGUACAUAGAAAACCUGGAAAAGUGCAAUAAACUUGAAGUACUGAAUCUCAGCUACAAUCUAAUUGGGAAGAUUGAGAAAUUAGAUAAGCAUUUAAAAUUACGUGAACUGAAUUUGUCAUAUAAUAAAAUCAGGAAAAUUGAAGGUCUAGAACAUAUGCAGAAUCUUCAAAAGCUGAAUCUUGCAGGAAAUGAAAUUGAUCAUAUUCCAUUAUGGUUUGGGAAGAAGUUAAGAUCCUUGAGGAUCCUCAAUCUGAAAGGCAACAAAAUAUCUUCACUCCAGGAAGUAAGCAAGUUGAAGUCACUCAAUGAUUUAACUUCUCUGGUUCUGGAAGGCAAUCCAGUAGUAGAACUUCCUCAUUACCACCUAUAUACCAUUUUCCACCUCAGAUCUCUGGAAAGUUUGGAAGAUCAGCCAGUGACAAGUCGGGACAGGCAGGAAUCUUUUGAUAGAUUUGAUUUAGAAGAGAUAGAACGACUAGAAAGAGACUUGGAAAAGAAGACAAAAGAAGCAGAAGAGCUAAAGAACAAACAGGCCCAAUUCUUGGAAGAAAUGAAAAAGCAGAAUGAGAUAAACCGAUCUUUGAAAGAGGAAAUUGCCCAGCACAAACACAGCUACAAGGAGCUUCAGAGUGACCUCAGCACCAAGAGCGAGCUGCUGGUAUCUUGGUUUCUGGCAGAUCAUUUUCUACUGAUUCUGUCUUCCUCAUUACAGUUAAAACAGAAGACUAUGGAACUCACUCGUGCUUGCCAAAAACAAUAUGAACUAGAACAAGAAUUGGCUUUUUAUAAAAUUGAUGCCAAGUUUGAGCCACUAAAUUAUUAUCCACCAGAGUACACUGAAAUUUAUGAUGUCCCAGGUGAAAGUCCUUAUAUUGGAAAAUCCAGAUAUAAAAGAAAUAUGUACACCACUGAAGGUUAUAUUGGUGAUAAUGCCCAGCCAAUACAGAUUCAAAAAAUGGAACUUUAUAAAGAAGAACUUGUAAAUGAACAAGUCCCAGGGAAACAUGCUGAAACAUUGGAUUUACACCUAAAAGAUAAAGAAAACAAAAUAAAAGCAGCCCAAGCCCAAUUGAAAGAACUGCAUAAUGAAAUGGCAAAGGCAGAGCAGAACAUUUUAAAAGCAACAGAAGAAUUUAAACAACUGGAAGAAGCCAUAAAAUUGAAAAAAAUUUCUGAAACAGAAAAAGGAGUUCUCCUCAAACAGUUAAGUGGUAAGAUACAACUCCUAAAUCAGUUACGUCAGGAAUCAAUGAAUCUAGAAAUGCAGAUGGAGAAGCAGAAUACAGAAAUAACAAAAAAAGAGAUGGAAAUAAAGGAUGCAGAAAGUGCCAUAGAUAAUCUAGAUCCCAAAGACCCAAGACAUAUUCAUGUGGAGGCUCAGAAGAAAAACAAAGAACAGCAGCUUGACAUUAUGAACAAACAGUAUCAACAGCUCGAAUGUCGAUUAGAUGAGAUACUCUCCCGGAUUGCUAAAGAAACUGAUGAUAUUAAGGACUUAGAGCAACAGCUCACUGAAGGUCAGAUAGCAGCCAAUGAAGCCCUGAAGAAGGAUUUAGAAAGUAUCAUCAGUGGCUUGCAAGAUUACCUUGAAAAUGUUAAAGGACAGGUCACAAAGGCUCAGGAUGAAUGCCAAACACUGCAGAAUGAUAAAGAAGUUUUAUUGCAAAAAGUGGCUAAACUUGAAGAAGAGAAAAUUGAGCUGGAGGUUGCUGCUAUGGAUGCAGAAAAUAUGAGAAAAGAACUUAAUGAAAUGGAAUUGUUACUUCAAGAGCAUCAAGAAGCAAACAUGUCCCUUCAACAGACCCAAAGAGAUUUAAGUGCCUAUGAAGCAGAACUUGAGACUCAGCUCAGAGCCAAGGAAGCUGAAUGUAACCAGCACAAAGAGGAACUAGAGAGGCUCAAACAACUCAAACAGUUAGAACACUUAACCCUACAAACCGAACUUGAAAAUGAAAGACAAGCCCUGGAAGAUGCUCUCAGCAAGGCCCAGUUCUCAGAAAAGAAGGAACAGGAAAACAAUGAACUAUGCUCAAAAGUCAAACAGUUGGAGGAUGACAAUAGUCUCCUAAAACAGCAGCUUGAAGAUUUUCAAAAUGAACUUGAUCAUAUGGUUGGCGGCCUGCUUCAGCCAGAAGAAGUAGCAGCUCGUGUGGAAGAACUGAAGCAAAAGUUGGAAACAGGAGUUGGGGAAAUUGGCAGGUGCCUCAAUCCUUCGGAUGUUCUAGGGAAAAGUCUUGCUGAUUUACAGAAGUGGUUCAAUGAAAUCCUUGCAUGUGCCCAGCAGGAAAAAGAGGCGGCACUAGGUAGAGAGCGAAAACUGCAGGAAGAAAUGGCAUUUCAAAAGGAGAAACUGGUAGAGGGACAAGAGGAGUACAGGAAGGCCUGUGAAAAAGCAGCAGAUGCAAAAAUUCAGUCUGAUAAAAGGCAGCAUGAAGCUAAAAUUCAACAACUAGAGAAUGAAAUUCAUUAUUUGCAAGAAAAUCUAAAGAGCAUGGAGGAAAUUCAAGGUUUUACAGAUCUUCAACUUCAGGAAGCUGAUGAGGAGAAGGAGAGGAUUCUCACACAGCUAGAAGAUUUAGAGAAUAAGAAAAAGCUAGAAGAGGCCAGGUCACAGAAGCAGUUCCUUGGGUUGGAUAGAGAACUGAAAGAGCUAAAGAAGGCUGUGGCUGCUUCUGAUAAACAAGCAACUGCAGAGCUCUGCAUUGCCAAGGACCAGCUAAAGUCUCUCCAUGGGACCAUCCUCAGGAUCAACCAAGAUCGUGCUGAGAGGCUCCAGGAAGCUGAGCACUUCAGCAGGCAGGCAGCCCAGGCAGCCCGGGACCUCACUCGAGCCGAGGCAGAAAUCGAGCUGCUGCAGAACCUUCUGAGGCAGAAAGAAAAGCAAUUUCAAGUUGAUGUGGAGAAGGCAGACACAGGUGCCUUUGAAUCAAAUUCCCAAAUGCUAGAAAUUGAUCAAUUGAAUGAUAUAAUGAAAAGACAAAGAGCAGAAAUUGAAAGGCUGUGGAGUUUACUUGAUCAUACUGGGGCUGACAGCAAAGGAGAAAUAGAAAGUCUGUUGGAUGAAAUCACAGAGCUCCGACGUACCCUUUCCCACCAGAAUGAUUACAUUAGCAGCAUAGCAGACCCUUUCAAGAGACGAGGAUAUUGGUACUUUAUGCCAUCAUCAUCAUCAUCAAAAAUUUCUAGUCCCAGAUCUCAGAGUACAAAAGACUCUGGUAUUGGCCUAAAAUACGCAUCCUUUACCCCACUCCGAAAGGAGUAUGGCCCUGGCAAGCAAAGUGAGAGAAAAGAUGUUGCAUCAGGAUAUUGGAUUUAUUCUCCAGUCAGAAGUGGACUGCAUAAAAUUUGUUCAAACAAAGGUGAAGGAAAUAGAGGAGAUAGCAAGGAAGAAAGUGAACCGGAUGGUGAAGUGGACUCUUCAUUUGUACCUCCUCCUGGAUCUGUUAUUUAUACUGUAUUUCCAGAUGGCACACCUGUCCCUCAGGGAAAUGUGCUGUAUGCUCCUCCUCCUCCUGUACCAAUUAAUGGCAGACCAUUUGAACCUGGAACAGUUAUUUAUGGCCCUCCUCCUGCUGGAACACACAUCGUUUAUGGACCUCCUCCUCCUCACUUUUCUAUCCCACUCAUUCCGAUGGGAGUCCUUCACUGCAACGUACCUGAACAUCAUAACUUGGAGAAUGAGAUUUCUAGGCUAGAAGACAUUGUACACCAUGUCAAAAUUAAGAGACAAGAAGACAAGGCAGCAAGGAAGCAGGCUAAGAGAGAAAUGGAAGAACUUCAUCAAAAUAUUGAAGAGCUUUUGCAUGAGAGAAAAGACUUAGAAGAAGAAAUGGCAGAAAUACAUAGGAACCUCCAGAAACACAGCAAACGAAAGGAUUUCUUGGAAGGACGUGGUGACAGUCUUGUUACUGAAGUAGGAAUACGUGCAUCAGCCAAACACCACAACCAAAUUAUAGAUGAAAUUGGGUGCAUUGAGUCAACUCUUCUGAAACGUCGGGCAGAGCUCAGAGAAGCAGAUCGACUCCUAGCUGAGGCUGAAACAGAACUUUCCAGCACGAAAGAGAAAACCAAAGAUACUAUUCAGAGGUACAGUGAGGUCAAGAAGCACUUGUCACGGGCAGAGCUGGAUGCACAAGAGUUAGAGCGCAGAGCCCAGGAGACAGCUGUCAAGCUAGUGAGAACAGAUCAGCAGCUAAGAUCCCUUCAGGUUGAUAGAAGGGACUUCAGGCAGAACAUGCCCGAUCAGCAAGAGAUCUUGAAAGAAAUCAACAAAGUCAUGGUUACAAGAGACCCUGACUUCUACUCCUUAAGUCAUAAAAUAGAAAAAUUGAUUGAAGGACUUCAGAAGCUGCAGACGGGCACAGAAAUUGUUGAAGAUAGUAACGAAGAUCAUCUUCAGGUCAUCAGUGGGCCUGAAUAUCUUCGCACUAAAAAAGCUGAGCUAGAAAAGGUGAAGAAUCAGAUAGCAGCCCAGCAGCAGGAGCUGUUAGUCUUGAACAUGCAUUUAACUCAUAAGAAGGAAGAGCUCCAUUUGCUGCAAGUAAGUGUGACCCAGGCAAAAGCUGACCUCCAAGAAGCCCUCAACUUAGGGGAAACAGAAGUGACAGAGAAACGGAAUCAACUUAGGGAAAUAAAGUCUAUCCUGGAAGAACUGAGUUUUCAGAAAGGAGAAUUGAACGUCCAGAUAAGUGAAAAGAAAACACAGCUCUCACUCACUAAACAGGAAGUUAGAAAAGAAGAGGAAAUCCUUCAAGAACUUCUAGGACAAAUAUCUAGGCAUAAAACAGAGAUGAAAAAUUUUCUGGACAAGUUGCAACGUGAAAACAAUGAGCUGCAGGUCCUAAAAGUACAACGUAACCAAAAAGUGACUGAGCUAGAGAAGACACAAAUUGAAUUGCUAGAGGAGAAACUAGAAUUGGAGAAACUGCAGCGCACAGCCCAACGCCAGAGAGAAGAAGUUGAGUGGCAGCGACAGCUUCUGGAAAAGGAGAAACAAGAAAUCAGCCAGCUGACAUCAGAAAUAUCCACCCUGCAGGCCAAUGUGGAAGCUUUGAAUGAGGAAAAGGAAGAUCUUGAAGAGAACUGUGAAAGUUUGGAGAAAAAGUUAGAACAAGCCAAAAGAGUGUUAGCAGCUACAGAAGAUAGCAGCAGAAUAGCAGUGUCUAACUUAGAAAAGGUGGAGCUGGAUGUCAGGAAACUACAGCAGGAAGUAGACCAGCUAAACAGAGACAAGCUCUCCUUGCACAAAGAUAUUGCUAACAUGCAACAGCAUCUACAAGAAAAGAGAGAAGAAUUAGACACCCUCAAAGAUGAACUCACUGGUGUUCAAGAUGAGUUGAAGUUGACAGAAGAGAAUCUGGAAUUGACUUCACAGCACCAGACAGCAUUGCUGAGUGAGAAAGACAGCCUGAAAGAUGACAUCAGUGAACAGAAGAGGAAGCUCCAAGAAUGCCAGGAACAAGGAGAAAAGAAGCAAUUGCAACUACAAGUACUUCAGAAUGAGAUUGAAGAAAGGAAACUGAGAAUUGCACAAGAAGAAGUGCGUCUUCAUCAAAUCCAGGAAGAAAUAGAAGGUGAAGAAGAAAAAUUAGAAGCCUGUAAAGCAAAACUGAAAGAUCAGCAGCAGUUGCUAGAUUGGGAGUUGGAGAGUCAAAAAAACAAAUUGGAACAAGUGAUCUCAAAGGUGACACUGACGGAGGAGCGAGUCAAGACCCUGGAAGAAGAGGAAAAAUGGAGUGCAGCCUUGGAGAAAACAUUAAACCAAACCAGACUUCAGCUCUCAGAACGAGAAGAACAAUUGAUAAAAAAAACAAGUGAACUCUUGGUUCUGCAGCAAGAAGUGGACCUCUCCAAAGCUGAUAUAACCCACCUUCAGAACCGUUUCCGGUUUGAGAAAGAGAAAGCUGAAAAACAAAUUGCAGGCCUGAAAGAAGCAAUCAGGACCCAGCGGGCCCAAAUGGAAAAAGCACUUCUUGAUCAAAGACACGAGAACAGUUGUAUGCAGAAGGAAAUGGCAGCAAUUGAGCAAGUUGCACAUGAUAACCACGAGCGAGCCAAGAGACUAAUGAAGGAGCUUAGUCAGAUGCAGUACGAUUAUCUGGAGCUCAAGAAGCAGCUAAAAAACCAAAAGGAUUUGGAUCAACAACAUAAGGAAAUUAAUGCGGCAAUGAAGCAACUAAAAUUAGAAGUGAAAAGCGAACUCAGAACUGGCCUUAAGAAUUUCAACCAGUCUCUUCCAGAGUCACUAGAAGAUCUAGAUGCCAUUUUUGAAAAAGCAGAAACCCUAGAGAAUGAAUUGGAAAGUUUGAAAGAGAACUUUCCAUUUUCCACCAACGAGGAGCGACAGUAUUCUUUUGAAGAGAAGCUAAAUUUGUCCAAAGUUCACAUCAUGGAGGAGCACUGGCGUGGAGAAGCAAUGAGAGAGAAACUACGUCACCGUGAAGACAGACUCAAGGCCCAGCUCCGCUGCUGUAUGUCCAAACAAGCAGAGGCCUUAAUGAAAGACAAACAACAAACAGAAGGUACUUUACACAGUUUGAAGAGACAAGUUGAUGCUUUAGAUGAACUGGUUACCAGCACUACUGCAGAUUCUGUGUUUCUGGCACCCAGCUUAUCACAACUAGAAGUCUCCCUACUUGAAGACUCUCAUCUCACAAGGAGCCAGGGAAGAGCCUUGUCACAGUGACUUGGCCACAAGAGACACUUGGAACAUUUUUUGCCUUCCAUACCUGAGGAAAUAUCUACUACCUCACUAAGUGGCAAAUCAGAGUCCCUCUUAUCUGACCUUGCUUACCAACUCAAGAUGCAGCACCUUCUUCCCAAGGACAGCAUGUUUUAUGCUAUGAAUGCAGAUUUUUAUUUGACAUAUGGAAAUACCAAUGCAUAAAAUUUAAACAGGGUAUGAAGCUAAUGCCACAAGUUUUAACGCCACUCCUUUGAAAUGGACAUUGAAGGGUGUAAAUUAAAAGGUCUGUACUGAUGUAGCAGAACACCGUGCUGAAUUUAAAUUCUUCUACAUUUGUUAAUCUUAUCAAGUUUGUGUUUUGCGUGAAAUAUAUUUUCAUAUAAAAACGAUUAAACAAA